UUCAUCCAUUCAUCUGGUUAAGUCCGCUGCACCACGUUGCCUGCCCUGCCUGGACCAGCUCAGUCUGGGAUAGCACACACACCAUGAGCGGUCCAUUUUGUGAACGGUGCGCUUUGUCUACGCUUGAGCCAACGGUGACAGGGAGGCAGCAUCCGCCGCUCGGACAGCCGUGACUCAUUGCGCACGGUCAGUCCGCCAGGGCGCUCGGUUGUGGAGGAUCGAUACCUCUAAGACCCAUAUUCUGGUGGAAGGCGUGGCUUGGUGUCACCGACACAGGGUUGAUUUUUCCAUAUUCAUUUCUGGGGGUUUAGCCUCGUCUCACUGACACAGACGCGCAAACGGGCACCCGGGACAAAAAAAAAAAAUCAAGAAUGACUCGCUAAAGGGAACUGAAGUGGAUGCUGAAUGUGAACCAAAGGACCAGUGAAGUCUAGCAAUAACGUUACCAUUUGUCACAUAACACAGUGGUGAACAGUCAAUUAAACUGAGUCAAUACCAAGCUGAGACCAGGACUACAGUUCCCUCUGUGAGCAACAACACAGGGUCUUCAUCAGUCGACUCAUUAUUGGUUCCCUUUCUGUGCUGUUACUCUCGUUUUUCUUCAUAUUCACAGUGGCUUCAGCGGAGGACACUGCAAAAACUGACUGACACUGUGCAUCUUGUGAAACAGUGAAUCCGACAUGGGAACUAACCCAAAACGGACAGUGACAGUCCAGAUGGUGCCUCAGCUGGCUGUGGUGGACACACUGGGCAAUAAGGAGCCUAACGCUAACUGGGCUAAAGAGCCCAACCUCAAACUCUCUCAGGUGUGUCCAAAACCUAACCUUUCAUCUCCUGACAAGCAGGAUAUCGUAUCUGUGCCGACUGCCCCCGCUAACACCACGCCACAUACCCAAAAAACUGCUUCCAGUGGAGGUGAACCCGUUAGCAGCACCGUGUCAGACAAACCAGGACCAGGAAAUGGAAACCAGACAAAAUCUGAGCAUGUGACAGUCGGAGACAAGCAUUUGCCAUGUGUGUCUCCAACAGGCCAUGGUGUGAGUAAGGCGGGAGGCGUCCAUAAGGACUCUAAUGCUAACGUGGAAGUGCUAAGCCUGACAAAUGAAAAGGAUGUGUGUAAGGAUGGUUCGCCGACGGCCGCGCAGGUCGACAUUCACAGGAGUGACUGCAGAAUAAAAGGGCCGAGUGCUCCAGAGGAGGAUUCAAAGGCCAAAGUGGAGAGUAAAGAAAAUAUUUCUACAAACGACAAAAAUCUCAACAGGAUCAGCGAAUUAAGGAAUACAGCAUCAGAACUUAAGCAAGAUAACAACGGUAGUAUUGUGUCUCCCAAAAACAAGGAUAUUACUGUACCUCAAAAUAAUAAAGAGCCUGAUCAUGUACAAAGCUGCUCACCGAGCUCUGCAGCACCAACACCCACACAAAGCAUGGAAACGUCAACUCCUCGUAGCCCCACUAAACCAACAUCAAAAAGUAAAGAAACAGAGUCUAUAAAUGAGAAUUUGUGUUUAAAACAACCAGAGAGGGUAUCACCAGUAAAGAAACAAGAAGUCUCCUCAGAUAAACAUCAGCCAGUGUCUUCACAGAUGGAUUCCUCCACUCUGCCCCAGGCUAUACAAAACGUGCCAGCGUCCAGGCAGGUGGCUGAGGACACCAGCCAGACUCACACAGCUGUCUUUGAAGGGCAGCAGUGCUGCAAGCUCUACAGGGAGGCCUCGACUAUGACCUCAUCUCCAUCACCAGUCAAGCAGUGUCAUGAUAUGGAGGUUCAGGCGGUGGCUAACAUGUGCAAUAAGGCGGUGGCCACAAGUCCAAGUCUGCUGCCCUUCGCUGUGACUCGUAGGCCGAGUGGUGGUGCAGCCUCCAGGGAGGAGGCGCAGAGCCUGGCUGUAGUGUACCAGGUUAAUGACGGAGUGAGUCUCCAUCCGAUGAACAUCACCUCUCUGUCUGCCUCCACGGAUCCGAUGGCAGAGAGACUCACGGUCGAGGCAGAGAUGUGCCCUAAUCAAAAUCCUGGCGUGCUUUUUCACUCAGAGACUUUGUCCCAGCAGCACGACUCCAGGCUAGGAGCCAGGGCGAAGGAGCCAGGAUCAGCUCUGUGCAACAUCCAGCCAGUUUAUCAAAUCAACAUUGAACACAGCAAUCACAAGAAGCAAGGCGAGGCAGGUGACUCCCAACAUAAAGCCAGAGUUCAGACUUCCGCUGCAAAAACCGCCCCUGCUGAAGCUCCUUCUCUCAAAUCAGGGACACCCCUAGAGACAGCUGGAGCUUCCAAGUCUGCUGACAGUAACAAAGCUGCGCUGUCUCAUGCUGCUUUUACAGCCAAGGCUGAACAGGCCCUGCCAACACCAAGAACAACAACAACAACCAUAUCCAAGACAGGCCUAGCCGAAAAUAAAGAUGCAAGUUCAAAACAAAGGAGUAAAGAAGCUGGAGGUAAAGUGCUGACAAAGGAGACAAAUUCUGGCAAACAGAAGUCGGAACCGGAGACAAACGACGACGAGGACGACGAGCUGGGGAAGCAGAAGGACAAGUGCAUCCACGACGUCGUCUGGGACGAACAAGGGAUGACCUGGGAGGUCUACGGGGCUUCUGUGGACCCAGAGUCUCUUGGUUUUGCCAUUCAGAGCCACCUGCAGUGCAAAAUCAAGGAGCAGGAGAGGAAACUGAUCGCCCAGACGUCUUUCCGAAAGUCGAUCUCUGGUGCCGGUUCGCCGCGACACGGCAAAAAGAACAAAAGGAGGCAGCAGAACAUUUUCAGGUCAAUGCUGCAAAAUGUCAGGCGGCCCAACUGCUGCGUACGUCCCCCUCCCACCUCCGUCCUCGAGUAGCACAGCACAGAGGUUCUCCCCUUUUUUUCCCCCUAGAGGUCAAAAUGUUUGUCCUCCCCUCGUCAAGAAUGCGAUGCCAAGUGAAACAUUUAUGGGACAACGAUCCCUGUGAGUAUACUGGAAUGUUGUAGCAUAAAGAGUCAAAUUAUUUGUGAUGUCUGUGAUCGAAGAAAAAAAAAAUGGUAGGAAAUAGAAACCUAAAAAUGAACAAUUCAAGAGUUAUUUUCUAGAAAUAGAUAUUAUGAAGAGAGAGAAAGCUGUUUUUAAAUAACGAAGGCAAUAAUAGUGAAAUGCAUGUAUCUUAGUUGCAUUGACAGGCGUGUGACGCGAAACGAGUACCAGACCUUCACGGUAGGAGGCUCUGAUCGUGAGGUGGACAUCUUACUCAUACUGUCAGACAUAUCUGUGCAAAUCUAUUAAACCAACAUCUCAUUACAUUUGGUGCAUUUGCUAUAUGUUGUUGAGGAGUUUUGAGGCCGUAUAUUUAUAAGCUGUAUUUUCUUUUGAUGCACAUUUAUUUCCAGUGAGUGGUUAAAAAAAAGGGCCUGUAUGCAUACGUAAAUGAGCUGUCUAAUCUCUGUUCUUUAGUUUUCUAUUAAAAUUACAACACAAAAA
Molecule: messenger RNA, 3443 nt
Organism: Mugil cephalus (flathead mullet)
Lineage: Eukaryota; Metazoa; Chordata; Actinopteri; Mugiliformes; Mugilidae
Gene: gprin3b
Product: GPRIN family member 3b
Exons: 3
Coding region: 681-2828 (715 amino acids)
Biological process (GO): neuron projection development
Cellular component (GO): plasma membrane
Source: RefSeq, a predicted model, not a curated record